UGUUUAGGUUAGGAAUGCAAUGCAAGCAGUGAAGGGAGGAUGUGUGUGAAUUUAUUCUGAGCAAGAAAAUUCACACAAGUUUAAUUUGUAAAAUUUCGAAAUAUUUAUUAUUUAUUCCAACUACCGUAUAAAUCCAUUAUUACUGACUGACUAUACUGCUACUGCUGUACGAUUGAACUUAUUUAUUUAAGUGAAUAUUAGAAAGUGUGUAAACAUAAGAUUGAACAUUGCAUUGUUUAAAAAAAGAAGAAUAAACUGAUUUGAUUGACGAUUUGAAAGAGAUUAUAUUGAGCUGCCAAGACUAAAACAUUAGUCAAUUGUGAAUAUGAUGGGACAUUAGUUUAACGAGAAAGAAGUGGACAUGCCCAAGUGUCUUCGUGAUAAGAAGUACUCGUCCCCUCCUCUUCCGCUUCGACUUAAUCUCGCAUCGUUUGUUGUAGUUAUUUUCGUCGUCGUUUUAUGUUCCUUGCAUUGUAUUGACGCUAGGCCUUCUCCGGAUCGUGACGAUUUUUGGGACUUCAAGAAAAAGAAAAACAGAGAGGACUUUGACUUUGACGACGAAGAAACAAUGGAGACAAUUGUGAAUAUCAUUGUUGGAGUCGUGGUGUUUUUCUUUGUUGCAAUUAUUGCAUUCAUUGCUUGCCUUUGCUGUCCGAUAUGUCUCCUGGCUAAGAUGCGAGGUCGGCGCCGUGGAGUCGUUUACCGAUCCGCCGUAGAAGCAAAUGGAACCACUGUCACAACAGAAGAGAGACGUGGAGGAACGACGAUAACUAUUUCUGCUCCACCAUCUCGAGCACCGAAUGCUAACCAAGUGCAAUCAAUUCCUGUCGCAUCCUCGACAACUACGAGUCCUUCAGUGAUUGCAAUUUCGAACAAUGCGCACAAACAGAAUAAACCGUACCCGGUGCAAGAGUCGGUCACCGUUGUUCCUCUCGUCGUUCCACAACAACAACCACCAAUGAUGAGCCAUCCCGGAUAUCUGCCACAACAACAACAAGUUCCUUACCACCAGUAUCCACAGCCUGGCUACCAACAACCUCCGUAUGAUCCAUCUCAGCAACAAUACCCUGGACCUGCCGAUCCACCUCCCCCCUAUCCAGGGCUUACCAGGGACAUUGAUAACGCCAAUUUGCCAUUCAACCCUUAUUACACUGACGGUCCUCAAGCAUCUGCUCCUCCUACCAAACAAUAAUUAUUCAACAAGAUAAUAACAUAAGGAACUGAUCUGAUUUUCGUGGUAGCGAAGAAAACAGAGAUCCUAGACACAUAAUAUAAUUAUAACCACGCAUAAGUAUUUUUCAAGCAGCCUUACUAUAGUAUAAUGCUAUUCUGACAUAGUGUCUUUGUCGCACUCAUGAAGUUCAUGUACCUUAAAUUAAUUGAUUCCUUGACAAGGGCUUACUUCGUUUGCCAUAUUUAAGAUUAUAAAAUGGUUAUUUUCUAUUUCUGACGAUACAUUCGAUUAAAUAAUUCAAAGAUUUUGAGAACAAGUCACUUAUGAGUUAGAAUUUACAGUUUUUGCAAUCCAAUUUCCAUUGUCCUCAACAAAGUACAACAAACGUAUUUCAAUUAUGUAUGACCUUCGACUUUGCAACUUCCUGCAGAGUCAUUGUGCAGGCAGAAUUAUUUGUUUUGCCGAAAUCAAAUGUAUCCAUAAUUCCCCAACACAAUUCUUCAUCAAUAACUUCGACGUAACUUAUGUAGAUAUACAAUAUCGAUAAACCAUAGGCCUUUACAAGUACCAACAAACAACCAAUAUACCUGUAUCGCUAGUAAGAAGACUGUUAUUAAUUAGUACCCGUGUAAAACCACAAAUCAAUUAUGCGCAUUUGUUCCUAAUAAUAAAAUAUUUCCCGUCAAGUAAA
Folsomia candida is the source of this 1865-nucleotide messenger RNA. Its product is annotated as ras-associated and pleckstrin homology domains-containing protein 1. The transcript has 6 exons. The record is from RefSeq and is a predicted model, not a curated record. The coding region runs from base 362 to 1192 and encodes 276 amino acids. NCBI's taxonomy places the organism in Eukaryota, Metazoa, Arthropoda, Collembola, Entomobryomorpha, Isotomidae.